Colias croceus (clouded yellow) is the source of this 2188-nucleotide messenger RNA. RefSeq lists its product as uncharacterized. Lineage: Eukaryota; Metazoa; Arthropoda; Insecta; Lepidoptera; Pieridae. The record is from RefSeq and is a predicted model, not a curated record. The transcript has 5 exons. Gene Ontology annotation, biological process: negative regulation of G2/M transition of mitotic cell cycle. The coding region runs from base 114 to 1325 and encodes 403 amino acids.
GCCUGAAGCCGUGCUCAGUCUCAGAGCAAUAAACCUAAAUUUUCAUUGUGACCCUUUAUUGGUAAUUAAUAAAAUAAAAACAGAACAAAUAAUUAAGCAUUUUUACGUGCAAUAUGCCAGAGGAUGCAAAAAAGCAGCAUAAAGGAAAACCUGACCCUAAAGAGCAGCGAAGGCGAAGAGGGCGGCAGCAGCAGAAUGCCCCAGUUGAAAAGAUACCAGAAAAAGAGCCUGAUAGAUUGCAUCCAGUUAUUGAUGCAAAAGAAAAGUCAGAAAAACCAGUAUACGAGCCGCCACCACCAGAAUUCUAUAAAAACUUGAAGCGUGAAACGGACGAAAUAAUAAAAAUAACAGAAGAAGCAAAUUCAAAGUAUAAAAAGAAGGAGAUUCUAAGUAAUUGGUCCAAAUAUGAGAUGCCAAUAGAUAGUUAUGAAGAAAUUGAUGAACAAGAGAAUCUAGGAGCUGAUUAUGAGACGCUCGCAACAGCGCCACUCUCAGUCGGUGGACAUUUCCAAUUCAAACAUGAAAAAUCUUGGGAUACAAAUACUGGACCUUCAUUGUAUGAUAAAUAUUUUGAUAUCAAUAUGAAAAACUUAAAUACAGCAUUGUCGACAAUACCAUUUUUUGAACGAAAUGGUAUUGAUCAAUUGAUUUUCAGUGAAAUAGACAUACAGAAUAUGAACCAUAGAGCAACAAAGUUUAAACAAAAGUAUUAUAAAGAUAAGAAAUUCACCACUCCUGAAUUAGAAGCUCAAGAGAGAAUUCUAAAUAGUUUAACUAAAUCUGAUGAUAGUAAUGAAAAAGAAGUAAUUUCUACUGAAAAGGAAAUUGAUUUUAAUAUUAAUAAACCUAAUGAUAUCCUAGAGUCGGAGGAAACUGAAAUAAAAUCUGAUAUAUUACCUAAAUUAGAACAAAAUGAUAUAAAUUUAGAUAAAGUUGAAAAAAAUGAAAGAAAACCUGAAAUUGCAGGUCCUGAAGUUCCAGCAGAAAUGCCUCAAAAUCUUGAAAGUACAUUGAGUAUUACAACUAGUGACAACAAAAUAAUUAAACCUGUAGAUGACAAAUGUGUUAAAAAUAAUGUUAAUGAAAAUGUUAAAGUAUUAGAAGCUAAUAAAUUUGAAGAUGACGUUGAUGAGAUUCUAUAUGACACAGCUAAUAAAGAUCCUCCUAUCAAGGAAAUACCAGCAGAGAAACCAAAUAAAGUAGAUACAAUUCCUCUUGCAGCUAAAGUAGUUAAUACAAAAGCACCAGUUGAACCAGCUAAAAAUCCUGUAAUAGAAUCUCCUGAAGACCUUGAAAAGUGGCUUGAUGAUUUCUUGGAUGGUUAAAAUAUAUUAUCUGUGAUAAACUAACCCAUAUUAUUAAUGUAAACAUUCUUUUUAUAAUCUAAUAAUGAGUGUAUAAUUAUUUAACUUGUUAAUUAUUAAUAUAAAUUUAAUUUUGUUAAUUAUUGACAAACAUAAUAAAUGCAAUUUUGUUAUCGUAUCUAAGUAUAAUUUGAUUUAUUAUGAGCAUUAGUAAUGAUCCAUUAAACAGAAAAAGGCAAGUUUUCUGAUAAUCACUUAUCCACCACCUUUUCCAAGUAGUAACUAAAUUCUUUCAUAACUUAUAUGUUAACUAGUCAAGUACAAUUUGAUUGCAUGUUACGAUUUUACUCUACCAAGUGUCCUCCAAUUUUUAUUAAUCCAUAUACCAUAAGAAAAUAUCUUGUGCGAAACGAAGAGUAGGAAAACUAUUGUAAAGCUAUAUUCAUAAUUAAGUACUUACAUAAAUAUUGAGUAAAUAUACAUUUCUGAAUGUAAGACUGUAUUUAGUCUCACGCUGACUGUACGCGUACCGUCCGCGUCAGCGCUGAUGCUGAUGACCGAGAUAUAAUAUGAUCAUCUAGGAAGCAUUAAAAAAAAAGACGUGUGGUAAACCCCGAGUGCCGCGGAAAAGCUAUUGCAUAGCAUGCCUUCAAGCCACACCUCCGAUCCCGUCGGAGUAGGGAGCGUGAGGUUUUAUCGUUACGGAAUUUCUCGAUUCGGUCCCCGCGCUUAAGGCCCGCGAUAGAAGCUAUGCAAUAGCUUAAGAAUUAUUAACAGAGCUGUCAGCGCCGGUAGUCAGUGUGAGACUUAAUUCAGCCUAAAACGUUUGCUACGUUUUACAUAAACUGGGAAAUAAAGAAGACCUCAUAUAGUUUCAUAAAUAA